UGACCGGAGGAAGAUGGUGCGCUCCGAGACUGCGGCGUGCUCCGAACUGCGUCCAAAACAGUGCGUAAAACCCCGCUUUCCUCAGCCCGGAACCCGACACAGACUCCCCGGAGACACCCACAGAUAACACCGCUCUGUCCCCGUGGAAUAAACCAACCUGACGUGUCCAGGAAACUUCAUUUGAUCAUCUCCCGCAAAGAGCGUUGAAGAGGAGUUUCGGAGUUAGCAGCGCGCUAGCCACAGUCCGCGCUGCUACAGCUUGGACACGGGUGGAUCGGCGUGGGCUUUUCGCAACUUUCUUCGGACAUUUUGGAGCUGGAAUCACGGAGACCGAGAGGUUACUCGUUGUUGUCACCCUCGCAGCAGCUGUCACCCGUAAAAGGACAAAAUCGGACAGUGAAAACGGUGUAUUUUUGGAUAGGUAACCUCCGCAAGUGACAAGAUGCCGAGGAGUAAAAAGGGCAAACGUGGUUCGGGCAAGCCUGGUCUUAAAAACGGAGCGAAAGUCGAGUCUGGCGCCAGUGACGACGAGCUGACCUCUGACAUCUUGAGCCACUACAGCAGCGCCAGCGAAGGAGCCUCGGUCAUAGACGAGCCCACAGGAAAUGAGACUGUAGAUGAACAAACCGCUCAGGAGGAGACGGAAGACAAACUCAAACAAUGCAUAGACAACCUGAUGGACAAGAGCGCUAAAACCCGCCUGGCAGCUCUGGAGUCUCUGAAACAGGCCUUCUCCUCCAGAUUACUCUACGAGUUUUUGACCGAGCGAAGACUCACUGUGAGCGACUGCCUGGAGAGGAGUCUCAGGAAAGGAGGAGGUGAGGAGCAGGCAGCAGCAGCUUCUCUCUUCUCUCUGUUGUGUAUCCAGCUCGGAGGAGGAGACGAGGCCGAGGAGGGAUUCAAGAUCCUCAGACCCGUUCUGACCAGCAUCCUCAUCGACACAGGAGCCAGCCUCAGCGCCAGGCAGAGCUGCGCCAGAGCUUUGGGAAUGUGCUGCUAUGUCUCUACUGCUGAAGACGGAGAGGACCUGAUUCAGUCUCUGUCUCUGCUGGAGGGGGUCUUCAUGGCGUCGUAUCCGAACAGAGAGGGGGUCCUGCCCUCGGUGAAACCAGGGACCCCGGCUCUGCACACGGCGGCUCUCCAGGCCUGGGCUCUGCUCCUCACACUGUGCCCCGCCUCCAAGAUCAACUCACUGCUGGACAGCCACAUCCCCAAACUGCAGUGCUGCCUUCAAAGCCCAGACGUAAACUACAGAAUCGCCGUGGGAGAAACCAUCGCUCUCCUGGUCGAGCUCGGACGAGACAUAGAUGAGGAGUUUGAGGUAGAAGACAGCGAUAGUUUGUGUGAAUCCUUGAAAAGUUUAGCCACAGACGGCAACAAGCACAGAGCCAAAAAUGACCGUCGGAAACAGCGGUCCAUAUUCAGAGAAGUCCUGCACUUUUUAGAGAAUGAGGAGUUCACAGAGGAGAAGAUUCGUUUCGGAGUGGAGAGCGUUUACAUCGACAGCUGGACGAGAAGACGGAUCUAUGACGCCUUUAAAGAAAUACUGGGCUCUGGAGUCAGGCACCACCUACAGUUCAACCCGCUCUUGAGAGACAUCUUUGGCCUUGGAGCUUCUCUCAUUUUAGACCCUGUUGCUGUUAAAAACAACAAGAUUUCACGUUUUGAGAAGCAUCUUUUCAACGCUGCUGCCUUCAAAGCACGGACGAAACUGAGGAACAAAGUGAGGGACAAACGCGCCGACGUCAUGUGACCGGAGCACAUUCGCAAAAAGUUUAGGAAAAUAUAAAUCAAGACGGAACUGAAGCCUACAGAAUGGACUCUGCCUCUUUUGUCUCAUCCAGCAUGGUCGGCUGCCCGUGCUCCAAGUCGGCCAGUUCCUCUCCGAAAACCCCGACGCCUUAGCCAGACUUCACCCUCUGCCUUGAAAAACCAACCACACAUGGACCAAGGUUUUAGCAAAAUGAAUAUUAUGCGCGCUGUCUCAGGUUUACAGUCUCAAAUACUAUUGCUGUACUUUCUAUGGCAAUGUACAGACCUAUGCAUUUUCACUUUAAGUUAGUUUUUCAAAUAAUAUUACAAUAAAACAGGUCACAUAUUUAGGAAUGGAUCGGCCCUGGUUCAUUGGUGAAUCUAAUGGGCGAAAUACUUUAAAAAGACAUUUAAAGGGCCCUUAUUAUGUUAUUUUCUGAUGUAUGUAAUUAUAAUGUUUUUUCCUCAUCAAAAACAGACCUGGAGUUGCGUUUUGUUUCAUUUACCCAUUUACCGUAUUGUCCACACUAUAGGGCGCUCUGGAUUAUAAGGCGCACUGUCAUUGAUUGGUCUAUUUUCUAACUUUUUUCACAAAUAAACUACACCGGACUAUAAGGCGCAUUAAAUGAAAUACAACAGUUCGAUAAGUCAGUCAAACUUUAUUUAAUACGUUCACAAUAACUCUCAACUUUGUUCAACUGUAACGCGUAAAAAAAAAACUGUCUGAGAUGCUAAAUUGUUCGUGUAUUCACAAUAACUCAUAAUUGUUCAAACAGUUGGGGGAUUACGGCGUCCAGCACACCCGCAUCCCUCUCGUCAUUAUCCGAGUCAGUGUGGUUACUGUUCCUUGGCAGUUCAGUGAUGAUUUGGGUCUUGGUGAAAGCUCGGACCACAGUUGAUACUGAUCUUUAGCCCGGGCGUCCACGAUCCGUCGGCAGAUCGUGGCGUAAGUCGCUCGGCGCUGUCUCUCUGUCUUGGUGAAUGUGUGUUCUCCUUCUCUCAUCCACUGCUCCCACGCAGCUCGCACUUUCACUUUAUAACAGCCUUGAGUUUAAAGUGAGCGUUGUGAGCGUGUCUCUCGACAGGUGCAUUUUGAUAUUAAAAGGAAUCACAGUAUGUUUUACUCUGCGAUGCUCCUGACUACAGGAGCCGUAAUGCUGCAAGUGGUGCGGCUUUGUAGUUUACUAAAGUCGUACUAAGACACCCCAAUAAAUUCAUAUAUAUAAGGCGAUCUGGAUUAUAAGGUGCACAGUUGUUUUUUGAUGAAAUUAAAGGUUUUUAAGUGCGCCCUAUAGUGCAGAAAAUACGGUAUACAAGAUUACUCAAACGUGAAUGAAACAAAACACAACUCCAGGUAUGUUUUAUGAAGAGGUAAAACCAUUAUAACAUGGCUUAAAACGCACAAGAGUCAGUUUUGUGUCAUAUAGGACCUUUUAACUUGAGCCAAAAACAUAUUUGAUCAUGCUUUAAAAAACAACUAUUCUUUUACUGGCCCCUUGAGGCUGGAGGUGGUAUUACAAGUUAAAGUAUAAACACCAUUUCUACCUUUACUACUGCUUUUCUUAGUGUUCUGUUAUUUCUUUAAAUCUUCUAAUUUUCACAUCUAGAGCAGUAGGAACCCAAACUAAUUUUAUUCAUGUUUUUGUGACACUACUUUGUACAAAAGUAUAAUUAUUCUUUCUAAACCUUUAAUCCUCAAGAGACAAGGGCCUGUGUAUUAUCAUGGUGGUUGGAAAAUGUUGUUUAAGCGCUCCCUCGAGGAACCAGCUAGGGACUGCAGCUCUCUCUUCAGUCUAUCUCAAACCAGAGCCAUGGUUUAAUCUGCCAAAAAUGAAGUGUGUUGUGAGAGUUUAUUUAACUUUUUAAAUAAAUAAUAUCUAUAGGAGACUCCCAAUGGGUUUGAGAAGCUAUAGUCUUUGUACUCAGAUGAAUUUAUGAGAGAAGAUAUCCAGUUUUAACCAUUGUGUUGGAGAGAAGUGUGUUUUACUCCUAAUUUAUUACAAAUCCGGGUGGUGCUGUGGUGCCGUUUACUCCGUCUGGUUUUCAGACGGACAGGAAAUGUGGAAAUGUGUGCAACUUGAAUCAAUAAAAAAAUGAAAUACACCUUAAA
Molecule: messenger RNA, 3862 nt
Organism: Boleophthalmus pectinirostris (great blue-spotted mudskipper)
Lineage: Eukaryota; Metazoa; Chordata; Actinopteri; Gobiiformes; Gobiidae
Gene: ifrd2
Product: interferon-related developmental regulator 2
Exons: 12
Coding region: 443-1753 (436 amino acids)
Source: RefSeq, a predicted model, not a curated record